This is a messenger RNA of Mytilinidion resinicola, 939 nucleotides long. RefSeq lists its product as uncharacterized. The record is from RefSeq and is a predicted model, not a curated record. The transcript has a single exon. Lineage: Eukaryota; Fungi; Ascomycota; Dothideomycetes; Mytilinidiales; Mytilinidiaceae. The annotation marks the transcript as partial.
AUUCGCGUGGCACUCUCUCCGAUCUGCAAUUUUCCGGGUGCAUCUUAUUUGAACCUUCCUUUCUGCCCUAGCCUACCCACACCUGGCCACGAAAGAUUCGAUGCGCUGGUGGAAGCUCAAACCCGCUUCGAAGAUGUUGCAAAGUAUUCCAUCCAGGCAGCUGGUCUCCGACAGGAUAUGAAGACCAAGGAAAUGGCCAUGCGAGACUUGAGGUCGGUGAUCGACUUUAGUAACAUCGCAUCAAAGCAAGAGUUAGGCCAAAUCCUCAAGCAAUUCAUCGAUGGCUCCAAACAGUCGGGGAAUGACAUCAGCAGUUGGCAUGCCCGCCUCGAUUACGCUCUUGAUAGAAUAAUCGCGUUGAACCAACACACCUUAGCAGUGGCAGAUGUAGCACACCUCGGAGACGACAGCAUGGAUUUGACGAAGCGAAUAUUCGUCAGAUUUGGGCUUGCCGCUAGGCACAAGACACGGAAGGACGAACUGGCCGAUACCUACAUGAUGCAGGCUAGUGGCAUGGAGGAAGAAAUCAAGCGUCUUAUCUACAAAGCGGACUCUAUACUUCAGGAUCUCGACAGGCUGGAGAUGUUGCUCGACGAUAUGCAAAGCAUUUCAAUUAAAGAAGAAGUCGCGGUCCAGGGGCAGCGAUCGGAGCUUCUUGGCCAGUUGUACACACGUCUCGGUGGGAACAGGAGGGAGAGGACCAGGAUCGAGAGCAAUCUUCGCACACUAAACGAUGUGCAGACUGCUCGACAUAUUGCCUAUACCGUUCUCAGUGGCGCGCUGAUCAAGCUCAGGGAUAUAGCCAACUAUCUUGAGAACUUGAGGGAAGAGAUGGGAAGACCACAAGAGGAUGGGUUUAGAGAAGUGCCUAUAGAAGUGCAUUUAGCGUCGAUUAGGGCGAGUGUGGAGAGGUUGGAGGACGUAAGGGAAAAUUCGAAG